ACAGAAGGUAACUUUACUUCAGCCUGAUAACAGUGAAAUGGGUCGUUAGCACAGAAGACUGAAGCCGGCAGCACUACGUGGUGUCAUGUAAUUUAGCAAUGAGAGAGUUUUAUCCACCUGACCAGAGCUGGUGUGGGCCAUGAGGAGAGGAUGACUGAGAAUGGAGAGGAAUGCACCCUCCAUCAGUCCGGCGAGGCUCCUGCUAAAGGAAACUCAGUUGCCAACGACAGCAAGCCAAUUAAGACCUCCUUAGUAGAUGUCAAAUCCCCCAGUGAGCACAAUGAUGAGCUAAAAAUCGCUGCUGCUGACAAACUCGCAGGCGGCGAGUUCAGUCCAUGCCAGCCUCGACCCCCUCUACUACCCAGACUGUCAAGAUCCAGCAGAAGUGGCUCGGUGGAGGAGACUGUGAGAACCAGGAGGCUUAGAAACAGCCAGGAGAGCCUGAGUGACCCGGCUGAGACCGGCUCCUCCACAGACUCACUUAGAGAAGACCAAACGGUUCCACCUCCGGGCGGGUUUGUCCUCAGCGGUGCCGUCGCUAUCAGGAACAACCAGGACUCCAAUGUGAGACCCCGCUCCGCUGCUACAACCGGUUCCCCAGUCUUCCGGGACAGAGGCAGCAGUCUCUCCGAGUAUGAAAGGAGGCCUCGCAGCCAGCAGAGCAACCCCACGGACCAUCGGGGGAGGUCCGCCAAGCUGCGGCUGUCCCCGGUGCAGCCCACGGGGACGUUGCCUGCUCUGGAGAAGAGCUUUGCGUCAGCCACUUUGAGGGCAGCUAAUAGGAUUGACAGGGAUUGUUUGGAUUAUGCCGUGCUGGCCAGGGAGAAGCUCGGGGAGAGACUCCACAGGAAUCUCAGCGACAGCCGGCUUCUGGAGAACAUGGGGUCUGACAGCGCCUCUGUCAACUCCAUGAGGUCCACCUACAGCGUGCUCAGCCCCAUCAGACCCCAGGAUGUGAGGAACAGGAGCUUUCUGGAGGGCAGCGUGCUGGGAAGCGGUGCCUUGCUCGGGGCUGAGGAGCUGGACCGUUACUUCCCCGACAGGAGAGUGGGCGUCUACGUCGCCACUUGGAACAUGCAGGGAGAAAAGGGCCUUCCAACCAACCUAGAUGAUCUCCUCCUUCCUACAGACUCUGAAUUUGCACAAGACUUUUAUAUUAUUGGGGUCCAGGAGGGCUGUCCUGACAGGAGGGAGUGGGAGACCCGUCUGCAGGAGACUCUGGGACCUUACUACGUCAUGCUUUAUGCAGCAUCACAUGGUGUUUUGUAUCUCACUGUAUUUGUCAGAAGAGACCUCAUCUGGUUCUGCUCAGAGGUGGAGCACGCCACAGUCACCACCAGGAUCAUCUCCCAGAUCAAGACCAAAGGGGCUGUGGGAAUCGCCUUCACCUUUUUUGGCACUUCGUUCCUCUUCAUCACAUCCCAUUUUACCUCUGGAGAUGCCAAAGUGUACGAGAGGAUACUCGAUUACAACAAGAUCGUCGAGGCUCUCGCUCUUCCGAAAGGCCUUCCAGAUACCAACCCUUAUCGCUCCACACCAUCUGACGUCACCACAAGAUUCGAUCAGGUGUUCUGGUUCGGAGACUUCAACUUCCGGCUGAGUAAAGACCGAACUGAUGUGGAGACGAUCAUGAACCGCACUGCAGGCGGCGAGAUGGGUCCUCUGUUGGAGCACGACCAGCUGUCCAAGGAGAUGAAGGAUGGUUCAAUCUUUAAAGGCUUCCAAGAGGCACCGAUACAUUUCUACCCCACGUACAAAUUUGACAUCGGCUGCGACAUCUAUGACACUACAUCUAAACAGAGAACGCCUUCAUACACAGACAGGAUCCUGUUCAGGAACAGGCAGGCCGAUGACAUUAAAGUGCUCAAGUACACCAGCUGCUCCAACAUCAAGACGUCGGACCACCGGCCCGUCAUCGGCGUCUUCCAGGUCAAACUGAGGCCAGGGAGGGACAAUAUUCCUCUGGGUGCGGGACAGUUUGACCGAGGCUUGUACUUGGAGGGCAUCAGGAGGAGGAUCACCAGAGAGCUGAAGAGGAGGGAGGCCAUGAAGAACCAAAGCAGCAGCACCAUCUGCACCAUCUCCUAAACUCUCCAGAGCAUGACCAGGCUGGACUGGAUCAGAAGCAGGCGAGGUGGGGCAGAUGGACCUAAAAAGGGAAACCAGAGUUGUCUUAACUACGUUGUAAGUUGCGAGCGAGCAGCGCUGGUGAAGCUGGCUGGACUUGAGGGCGGGGACCUUGAGGUCAGACAGACGGUGAGAGGCUUUGCAGACAGCAGUAGUCUGGCCUUUAUUUAUUCAGCCCUCUCUACUCAAACAUGACUGGGACAGAACUGAGGGAGGAGGGUCACCGUCGUGGCUUACCGCUCAGUCACACGCUCCGAUGUGGACUGAUUUAACCUUACAGACUCUGUAACUGCAUCUUUCUUUCAUUUUUUUUUUGUCGGUGUUUAAGAAGCAUCAUGAGUUUACUGAAUGCUACAUCAGUGUUCAAAUGCCUUGCGGUUUUUGUCAUCAAAUUGUGCACUAAACGCGGUGAACAUUUAGGCGUCUGACUUGAAUUUUGCUCGAGUGUUUUGGAGGGGAUGAUGUCGAGAGCAUGGCACCGAUGAAUGAGGUUACAACUCGCUACUGUUGAAUAUCAGGGAGAUCAAAUAUAUUUAUCGCUUUCAUUAAACUUUUCUCAAAAGAACUGACUUAGAUAUAUACACACAGAGCAUUUUAUUUAUACUGUAAAAGCCUGUUACUACGUUUUCUCCUAUUAGGCCAAGUGAUCCUUUGCAACACUAAAUCAAUGCCUUACCUCUCAUCUCACUGCUGUGUAACCUCAUAAACUAUAAACUGUUCAUGUACUGUAUGUAGCACAUUAAUGAACUUGCAUUCCCAGCAUGAAGAGCAGUCUGCUCCUUAAAAAAGUGCCUGUGGGUCUUGUUGUCAUAUUAUCAGGACCUGUCAUCUUUAUCUUUUUGUGUCACCUGAGAUGUAACGUCCUACAAUAAACAUUUCACUUGUUCAA
Molecule: messenger RNA, 3016 nt
Organism: Stegastes partitus (bicolor damselfish)
Lineage: Eukaryota; Metazoa; Chordata; Actinopteri; Pomacentridae
Gene: inpp5e
Product: inositol polyphosphate-5-phosphatase E
Exons: 11
Coding region: 151-2088 (645 amino acids)
Biological process (GO): phosphatidylinositol dephosphorylation
Cellular component (GO): nucleus; axoneme; Golgi apparatus
Molecular function (GO): phosphatidylinositol-4,5-bisphosphate 5-phosphatase activity; inositol-polyphosphate 5-phosphatase activity
Source: RefSeq, a predicted model, not a curated record